Molecule: messenger RNA, 8922 nt
Organism: Porites evermanni
Lineage: Eukaryota; Metazoa; Cnidaria; Anthozoa; Scleractinia; Poritidae
Source: the annotation of a GenBank genome assembly
AAAACACAAAUAUAUGGUUGUUCGCGAAGCUCUGGAAAGGAAUCGACAAGCGCACCGAACCAAACAAUCUGGUUUUAAGGGAUACCUAAACUAGAAGCUGGGGAAUUAAAUCCAAGGCGAGAUGAGUGUAUCGAUAUCCAAAUCGCCUCUGAUUCGAAAGAGAUCGAUCAACUGCCCUGUCCUUGGAGAAUGGACGUGCUUCAAACGGCGCGAAGGCCUGUUGGUUCUGUUGGCGGAUGUUGCCCGUAUAAACGACAACAGUCCUCUGAAAGAUUACUCUUGCAUCUCCUUGAACCCGUUCAUGACAUUGUGGGGGCAAGUUGGUUACAUGUUGUCGGCAAGCGAGGAAGAUUUGAUUGAAACCGCGACGAGCAUGGCCAAGGAAUACAUGCGUUUGCUUCCAUACGACGACGCGUUGGAAUUUAUUACUCAGCAUUUAGCGAGACCGGGAAAACUGCUGCUUAAAAUUUUUGACCCCAAAAUUCAGGGGCGUUGCAAACCAACUACCCAAACAAUUAUUUUAGAACCACUGGAGGACGAAGAUGGAGAGGAAAAUGGCGAGAAAUCACCGGGAGAAGCGAUAGACCGCAAGACCAGACUAAGAGUUGCUGCAAAACGAGGAGAAUCCCCGCUUAAUAGCUCCUCAGGAUUUGAUGAAAGUGCAAAGAAAAGAAAGAUGAGCAACUCCGGUAAGAAUAGCAAAUUCAGUAACGUAUGUAGUGCUUGUCGUUUUCCUUCUUGGACAUAAACUACAGAAUUCUUGGUUUGCAACCACGUGACCAGGCGGCCAUGAUGGGGGUCAAUACAAUAGAAUUUUUUUUCUCGAAGAAUUUACAUGAAAACAGAGUCCCCAGCGGAGAGAAAUGCUUAUGUUAGUGACCACCAACACGGCUUCUGUGACAUCGCGUGCAAACUUGCAAUACCCUUUGUUGAUGAUUGGCAAUUUGCUAUUCCAUUUCAAUUUCCAUUCCUAGAGGGGUUGGGUGGGCACAAGUUUGGUGCUAAUAGCCCUGCAUGAAUCUUUCCCAUCACCCUUCUCUGACAGUACCAACAGUAGCACCUUGUCUGUAACUUUUGUAUUAAUAUUAUUGUUAAUAUCCCGUACCAACAAUUUAACUUUUCAAGGUAAACAUUUGUUUUCCAAGUAGAUUGUAAAACUUUCCUCUCUUUUAAAUAACAUAACUUUUCUCUCUCUGCCAGAUGGCAGCUGUACGGCCCCUAGCAGUGAUGAGAUGUUCAUUGAGUCGUUUGUUGCUUUUACCAAGACAUUUUUAGGAAAGAAACAAUGUCAAAAAGGUAUGUAUAACAGUGUAUCAGUAAUCGGCUUUUUUAGUCUUCUAUUUCAAAUAUUCAAUAUUAUUUCAGAACAUCAUAGAUAAGGAUUUUGAUAUCGGCUUUCCCAAUUGCAGGGGUGGGGCAAGGGAUACAUAGGUGAUAGGUCUGAGAAAAAUAUCCACAUCAAAAUUCUCCAGACUGAUCUUCAUACAUUCCUUAAAGAAUUAUUUUAGAGAAUUUCAUAAAAGAUCAAAGCACGUUUCCUUAGAUGACCAUUUCUCUUAAUCAUGGAUUAUUACUGUGAGGAGAAAAUUAAUGUUGAUCAAUCUUGGGACCUAAAGGGUUAAGGCAGCUGUGUUAUUUCCCUGAGAUAUAGUUUUUGAAAUCUAAUAUACACAUCAAGCUCCAAGAUGAAGAGAACUUUGGUGGAACAUAAGGUACCACAAUGCCCUGAUAGUUUUAGAUGAUAGUUUAAUAUUUAAAUGAUGUAUGUGUUUUGCCAAUAGCUCAUGUUUUGAUAGCCUGAGAAAACAGCCGACAUUUUGAGACAACGCCGCUGGUUUCCCUGCAAAGUGAUAUCUGAGAAACAAGUGCAGAACUUCCAUACUGAUCACACAUCACUAUCCAGAUCUGGGUACUGCCGCGUCAUCAGUAUAGAAUUUCUUCCCUCUUUUCUCAGACGUCAUUUUGCGUGGAAACCAGUGGUGGCAACAGCAAAUGUUGGCUGUUUACUCAGGCUUCUUUUUUGAUAAUUUUAUAUAUCAUGUUGUGAAUUCAGAUGAGUUAUUGGAAAAGCUUGAAGAGGAGAAACAAGCAAGAAAGAAUGCAGAGGAAAAAAUUAAUGAUCUUAAAGGUGGGCCCCAGCAUUUUUAGUACAUGUACUUUACACAAGAUCUCUGACUUCCCCACAAAUCAAGAAGAAGUAUCUGUCAUUCACAAAAUUAAUUUUACCUCCAAUUGAGCAUUCAUAGAUCUUGUAGCUUUGAGGUGCAGUAUUUUGAUUAUGAUGCUAGCAUAAUAAGGGUUAUACUUGUCAAGACACCACUAAUGACUCCCCAAGAUAUUCAUUCUUACCAGUUUUUUAGAGCAAUUUCUUUUUCUUAAUUAAAGUAUUCACACUUUUAAAGAUUCAGACAGACCCAGCCCUUGAUAACCAAAGAAAUGUUUUUAACAAAUUCUAUCAUUUUUAAUUGUAUGUUGAGGAAAACAUGCAAGAUAGGCUGAGUCUUAAAUCAUGUAAUGCUUGUUUCCUAUUUGUUUUGUUUUCUUGUUUCUUUUUUUGGUGAUUUUUUGGGCUUUUGCAAAACUGUUACUCAAUCAUGCAUAUUUCCUUAAAAAAAUCCUAUUCAGUUUAUCUGGCAUGAAAAUAAUAGGCCUAUAGUUUGCCAAUAACCUGCAAAUAUUCAGCUCAUUGUUUUUAUUUUCCACCACCAGUUCAAUUCAAACAGCAACUUGAUGAAGAGAAAAAAGCCAGAAAAAUUAAAGAUGAAGAAAUACAAGUUCUUAAAGGUAUUUUGUUAGCUUUUAUUAUUUAUUUCCUAAUCAAUUUGUCUAAUAUGUUUACUAAUUUUGUAGUUUUAUUUUACAAUCUAAUUGUAGUUAAAUAAUAUAUGCCAUUAGUAAUAGUCCAGCUGUAGAAAAAAACAAGAUAAGAAAAAACUCUGUCAAACUUGGUAAUCUAUACCACGCAGAUGAUUACGAUUCUACCUUGGCAAAAAAAGCGAGACUCAGACACUAGAAUUUUAAAGAUCUUUCUGUUUUAAUCUGUUUUACAUUAUAUUGACAACUGGUUUAUUGUAAUUGUUGUCAAUGAUUAAGACAAGUGAUUUUGAAAUAAACACCACCCUUGGAUAAACGCCACUCUUGAAUAAAUGCCACUUUGGAGACACUAAAACUUUUAUAAAUGCUGUGGCGUUUAAUCAAAUAAAUGCGGCAAGAUAUAAAUUAAUUAAUAGACAGGCAGUUACAUGUAGGUGGGAUAAAAGGCUAGCUGCUGGGUAGGAUGGUCUUUAUCAGGAGUUUGUCCCAUGUAAUGGAAUCCAGAUUCUGGAAUCCGGGAAAUUUUUGUAUGCUGAAUCUGGAAUCCCGGAAAAUUUUUUUUGUGGAAUCCAGAAUCGUGGGCUUUGGAAAUCUGGAAAACAGCUCAAGGAAUCCAGAAUCCAAGUUCCACUGACAAUACUGGAAUCCAGUACCUGUAUGUACCUGUAUUGGGUUCCCUCACUUGGGGCAAAGGAGUUAUAAAACACUAACUCAGAUAUGGGGCGAGGCACAUGUACAGGACUUACAUACACACGAAAUUGGUAAAAGAAAUGUUUGAGAAUACUGCAGUUAUAGUUGGUGAAAUAAAGUGUGUAUGGAGAAAGAUAAAAUUAUGUUAAAAAAGCAAAAUGCACUUCAGAUAAUAAUUAAUGGUAAAUAAUGUUGAUUUAAGAAUAAACGAUUUGUAAUUAAUUUUAAAACAGUAAACUUAAGUGACCUACUCGCAUAAAUUAUUAAAGAGUUUCUUAAUCAGUUUGUCUGACUUUUUGUACAUCACACUAAGAAUUUUUUUUCUAUAUUAUAUAUGCAGAUGAGCUGCAAAUGACAAAAAAUAAGAGGCAAGCUCUAGAGGACAAAUUGCAAGGUAAUGUAAGAUUUCAUGAGUUUAAACGUUAACAGUCAGUUCUAAAACUGGCGGCAUAGAUAUGAGUGGAAAAUGAUCAAUGAUUUGUUUCUAGUCAAUUCUCUCUGAGAUGAAUCUCCAAUCCCCUUAUUAUUAUUUUCCUGGUAGUUUUGUUUGUUUUACUAUAAAAGUUAACGAACUUUGCCGUGUUUUUGUACAUUUAAUCAGUGUUCACAGUGUCUCUAUUCUCUCUUCAGAACUCGUGCGCGUAAACGAAAAUAAAAACCGCUGGGAUUAUUGUCCGUAAAUGCUUAGGGGUUGGGGUGGGUACUGGCAAGUGUGAUAAGAAAAACCUUCUAUUCCUUUUUUCUCGCGCUUCACUUGCGAGCUGGUUGAAUUCUUUGAAAAAAAAGUUUUCACUAGUUUCUGUUAAUAUUUGAAAUAGUCUUUCCAUCUUUUUUCUCACCAGGAAUAAAACAGUUUCUUCAAAUGGGUACAGACAAGAGAGUGAACGUCUCAUCCUAGUGUGACCAUGUCCUGAACACUGAUGUAGUCCACCCUUUGUCUGGUGUGACCCGGCUAAAUAGCAAAAUCAUUGAUUUUGUUAACAUGUUAUAGACGUUUUGUGCAAUAUACGCGCUAUUGCACGUUGUUACAAAAAUGAAUUAGUACUGUAACUGUUCAUUAAUAUUGGCCGUUUUCAUCUAUGUUGUACGUAAGAAAGAACAUCACCGUAAAGUUUCAAAAGAAACAAGCCUCGUUAGUUUCGUUAUUUCGUAAUCCUUUAGUGACUACUUUCUGGCUGUCGUUUCCGUUUGGAGGAUUUUUCACCUAAACUGUCGAAGAGUCGUACCUCAGUCUUUAAAACAUUGAUAAGAUGAAAGUAAGUUAGGGAACACAUUAGCGAAACGACCGAAGUCGUUAGCGAAACGACCGAAGUCGUUGGCGAAACGACCGUAAAUCCAGUGGCCGACGACCGACCGUUAUUUACUGGUCUAUCCAUGACCUUUGUUUGUUUCAUUUAAAACGUUUUACAAAUUUAGAACUCACCCAAUGUAUUCUUAAGAAAAACUGAUGUAGUGCAUGUUGUUUUAAAGGUCGGGAAUAGUUGUUUUAUUUAUAUUUUUUAUGUUUACUUUUGUUUUUACUGAAGAGCUGAUGAUUAUUUCAAACUUGAUCGAGACAUUAUAAUUAAAUCAAACGUUAUUAAAUGGACUGAAAUAAAUGCUACAUGUAUAUUAACUUUGGCAACUAUUCUCUGGUUCCCUUUGCGCAUUAAUUUAAAAGUCGCUCCGUUCGGCCAAAUCUUCAAGCUGCGGAAAAUCUUGCGCAUUUUUGACUCAUAGUUCAAGACCGCAAAAUUUGCCAAAAAGAACAGUUUCGCGGCUUUCGCGUGUGUAAAGCUUUAGUUCAAGUCAUUCUACGGUCAGAAAAUAUGAAAGGGACAAGAGACGCACCGUUCUUUACCACGUAAAGAAUUAAUGCAUUCACAACAAUGGGAAUACAAGGUAUUUUCAACUUUCUAGCAUUCCUGCUACCAGUGCACAGCGCCUUACAAGUCCAUGAUUUAAAUUUUAAUUCAGCCGAAUGUGUGUCGAUGCCCAUUGAAGCGCACGUACAGAAAUGUGCGCGCACUCGUGAGUGCAGACGCGCGCGUGCUCACAUUUAUGGCGUCACAAUCGGAACUGGACUUGAACAGUCUUAAAGGACAAAACCUGUGUCAAGCCUUCGUGGGUGUUUUCCGUUUACUAUUUAUUUCAAGAUUUUCGAGUAUGGGGAUUCGAAGAUUCAUGAGAAGUUUGAACUGUUUUGGCAACAGCAAAAGGAGAGAAAAGUCGUCGUAAGUAUUCUUCAUGAUCCUUCUUUAUCAACCUUUUGAUGCGAUUUUAAUUUUAAUCGGCGUUGUUUUGUGUUGAAACAGGAAACAGAUGAAGAAAGAACUCAGCCGCAUGCAUGCAACUAUCAGUGUAAUGGAGGAAAAAAUUGAAACUACAAAGUAAGGGUUUCAGUUUACGAAUACUUUUUUUUUUUAUCGAGGAAUAAUGUCUAUAUCCCAUUCGGUGUUCCGUUCAAGUUUCUAUCUAUUAGUCAGAAAUUAUUACACCGACUUCGGGGCUUGGGUUGUCAAAAUAUAGUAAUUUGUAUAUCCACCGAAGACUAUACGUGGACGAAAAAACAGUAACAAAAAUGCACUUUUUUUUCUAUUUUUAACCGCGGCAGGAUUAGCUCAGUCGGUAGAGCGCUUGACUGCAGAGCGGGAGGUCGCGGGUUCUAUUCCCGUGGCCGGACUAAUAAUCAGGGUCUUGAAAUAACUGAGAAAUGAAGGUACUGCCUUUGCACUGCAAGCGGCGAGACCUUCGCGCGGCGCAGAUGACCACGUAAAAUGGCGGUCCCGUCUCCAGUGGGGACGUCAAAAAAGUGCCCCCAAUUAGUACUUUCGCGCUAAAUACAUUGACACUCAAAUAAAGUGCUUUUUUUCAGGCAGAUCAUUGAGGGAUGCCGUAAGAAACAGCAAUUAGCAGAAGAGCGAGAAAAGGCGAUGAGAGACAAAAGAGGUCGACUGAUGGAAAGAGUACAAUGUGUUGAGAAUGAACUAAAUCUAGCAUUGAAGCAUCGCCAAGUUACACUAGCCGAGAUCAUGUAAGUUGAAAUUUUACUCGAACUCAACUAUUUACAGUACAGGUUUCUAUAACAACAUUAGGUAGAGAAUCCACUCGCUACUUUUUAGAAAACAAGAAGAAACCUUGGUCAAGUUAACUUUCGCAAAGACUUCUGGGACUGUUACUAGCCCCCCACCCCCCAGGUAGAUUUAGGUUGCACUUACACCUGAAACCAAGAUGGGCGCCCGUUAAAGCCCUCGAUCUCAACGAUCUUACGUAAAAAUAGGGGACUGUAAACAAUCUAAAAAUUGUUUUAUUAAUCCGAACAAAACUUGGCUGCUCCUUGCAUUUUAUCUGUAGUGGAAAAACAAUUUUGCUAUUUUCUGAAACUGUUCUGAGCUUUUAAGUUCCAAACCACUGAUAUAUCACUUUUUGUUUACAGUAAGACAGGGCUAAGGAAAAUGGCACUGGAAAAAGAUCUCCAAGCCAUGGAGAAGCCAAAAAUUUUAUGUUAUAUUGUAGAUUGAUCUAUAUGUUAUCCAUUCUAUGUGUUAGACUUACGAUAAAAGUAAAGGUGGGGAUACCAGAGAGCCUCAAAGUAGGAUGGUAUCCCCCCAAAAAAAACUGGGUCGAGUCACCUUAAUGCAUUCACAACAAAGGGAAUACAAGGCCAUGAUUUAAAUUUUAAUUCAGGCGAAUGUGUGUCGAUGCACAUUGAAGCGCGCGUACAGAAAUGUGCGCGCACUCGUGAGUGCAGAUGCGCGCGUACUCACUUUUAUGGCGUCACAAUCGGAACUGGACUUGAACAGUCUUAAAGGACAAAACCUGUGUCAAGCCCUCGUGGGUGUUUUCCGUUUGCUAUUUAUUUCAAGAUUUUCGAAUAUGGGUAUUCGUAGAUUCAUAAGAAGUUUGAACUGUUUUGGCAACAGCAAAAGGAGAGAAAAGUCGUCGUAAGUAUUUUUCAUGAUCCUUCUUUAUCAACCUUUUGAUGCGAUUUUAAUUUUCAUCGCCGUUGUUUUUGUGUUGGAACAGGAAACAGAUGAAGAAAGAACUCAGCCGCAUGCAUGCAACUAUCAGUGUAAUGGAGGAGAAGAUUGAAACUACAAGGUAAGUGUUUCAAUUUACGAAUACUUUUUUUUUAUCGAGGAAUAAUGUCUAUAUCCCAUUCGGUGUUCCGUUCAAGUUUCUAUGUAUUUUACACCGACUUCGGGGCUUGGGUUGUCAAAAUAUAGUAAUUUGUAUAUCCACCGAAGACUACGUGGACUAAAAAACAGUAACAAAAAUGCACUUUUUUUUUCUAUUUUUAACCGCGGCAGGAUUAGCUCAGUCGGUAGAGAGCUUGACUGCAGAGCGGGAGGUCGCGGGUUCCAUUCCCGUGGCCGGACUAAUAAUCAAGGUCUUGAAAUAACUGAGAAAUGAAGGUACUUCCUUUGCACUGCAAGCGGCUGGACCUUCGCGUGGCUCAGAUGACCACGUAAAAUGGCGGUCCCGUCUCCAGUGGGGACGUCAAAAAAGUGCCCCCAAUUAGUACUUUCGUGCUAAAUACUCAAAUAAAGGGCUUUUUUUUCAGGCAGAUCAUUGAGGGAUGCCGUAAGAAACAGCAAUUAGCAGAAGAGCGAGAAAAGGCGAUGAGAGACAAAAGAGGUCGACUGAUGGAACGAGUACAAUGUGUUGAGAAUGAACUAAAUCUAGCAUUGAAGCAUCGCCAAGUUACACUAGCCGAGAUCAUGUAAGUUGAAGUUUUACUCGAACUCAACUAUUUACAGUACAGGUUUCUAUAACAACAUUAGGUAGAGAAUCCAUUCGCUACUUUUUAGAAAACAAGAAGAAACCUUGGUCAAGUUAACUUUCGCAAAGACUUCUGGGACUGUUACUAGACCCCUCCCCCCCCCCACCCCCCAGGUAGAUUUAGGUUGCACUUACACCUGAAACUAAGAUGGGCGCCCGUUAAAGCCCUCGAUCUCAACGAUCUUACGUAAAAAUGCGGGACUGUAAACAAUCUAAAAAUUGUUUUAUUAAUCCGAACAAAACUUGGCUGCUCCUCGUAUUUUAACUGUACAGGGAAAACAAUUUUGCUAUUUUCUGAAACUGUUCUGAGCUUUUAAGUUCCAAACCACUGAUAUAUCACUUUUUGUUUACAGUAAGACAGGGCUAAGGAAAAUGGCACUGGAAAAAGAUCUCCAAGCCAUGGAGAAGAAAGCAACCUUCUUUUGGGUGGAACUGCAUUACAGUGAUCCAAAUCCAAGAAAAACCAUGGAAUUGUGGCGAGAAAACCUUCGACAGUUACGAUCACAGAACGAUAUGCACAAAGCUGUGCUACAACCACCCUUGUGCCCAGUCAAUGAAGAGGUUAUUUUUUGGGAAUAUCAGCAGGAGUUUAGUUGUGAUGAUGUGAGAGAUACAGUGUACCAAGACAAUGGGCCAAUAAUGGCCACAUACGUUUGA